AUGGAGUUUGGUGAUGGAGUAACAUCGUUUGUUGAUGAUGAAGGUUUGUCAGGUAGGAGUGGUGGGUCAAAUGUCUGUGUUAUGAAUCUUUCCCCUAGAGGGACAAAAUAUUGGACUCCGAGUUGUGACAAAGCUAGCCAGCCCUAUGUUGGUCAGCGGUUUAGCAAGUUGGAUGAUGGUGUGGACUUCUAUGUCCAGUAUGCUUGUAUGGUUGGGUUUGAUGUUCGUCGUAGCACUGAAACAAAGGAUAGGAUGGGUAAUGUGUUGAGGAAGUAUUUGGUGUGCUCUCGCGAAGGUUUCAAGCAGCCUGCUAAGGAUGCUUGUCUAGUAGGUGAGGGGGUCGGUGAUGGUUCCAUAUCACCGAAGAGACAGCGGGUUACGAAUAGGGUUGGUUGUAAUGCCAAGAUCAUUUUGAAGCGUAUGGGUGAUGGGCGGUAUUCUGUAUUUUCUUUCGAGAUAAGGCACACACAUUCUUUGUGCUCAGAGUUGGCUAAGCCUUUCAUGAGGGUUAAUCGUAAGUUGUCUGUGGGCCAUCAAAGCUUUGUUGCUAAUUGUGCAAGAGCGAAUAUAGGUCCGAUUAAGUCAUUCAAGCUUUAUAAGCAGAUGGUCGGGGAUUUUGUUAAUGUUGGGGCCACUGGUGUAGACUUCCAGAAUUUUAAGCGGGAUUUAAUGGUGUAUAUUAGUGGGGGGGAUGCACAGUUGAUUGUUGAAAAGUUCCUUCAUAAGAAGGAGUUGUGGUCUACAUUUUGCUUUGACUAUGAUGUGGAUGAGUAUGAUCAGCUCUCGCGUGUGUUUUGGGCAGACCCGGCUGCGCGGCGAAAUUUUGCGAGCUUUGGUGAUGUUGUGUCCUUUGAUGCUACGUAUAAGACUAACAGGUAUAAUCUCGUCUUCGUUCCAUUUACUGGCAUGGAUAAUCACAAGAAAUCAGUCACGUUUGCAUCGGGGUUGAUUGCAAAGGAGGAUGUUGACUCAUAUGUGUGGUUGCUUGGUAAUUUCAAGUGA
This is a messenger RNA of Ipomoea triloba (trilobed morning glory), 1002 nucleotides long. RefSeq names its product protein FAR1-RELATED SEQUENCE 5-like. The coding region runs from base 1 to 1002 and encodes 333 amino acids. The record is from RefSeq and is a predicted model, not a curated record. The transcript is spliced from 3 exons. Gene Ontology annotation, biological process: regulation of DNA-templated transcription. Lineage: Eukaryota; Viridiplantae; Streptophyta; Magnoliopsida; Solanales; Convolvulaceae.